CCUUAAUAUAGUUUUUUUUUUAAUUAUAUGUUUAAAUAGUUUUCCUUUUGGGCAGUAAAUACCUUAAUUUACAAUUGAACAUUCUAGAGUGACGUCAUUGACAGCGCGGCCAUAUUUGUUGAGGGGCACACAAUUUGUAAAUAUAACGUUGUUGAAUGCAGAAAUAGGAGUUUGUUUUUUAAAGUUUUGUGAAAAUGCCUUCGUUUUGUUCAGUUGUAAAGUGUUUAAUGAGAGCUGAGAGGGACAAUGUAAAGUUUUUUAGAAUACCCGCUGCUUUAAAAGAUCGAGGAGAUAUAUUAGAUGCCUUGUCAAAUGAACGUCGUGAUCUUUGGAUUAAGUCUUUAAAAAGGGGCCCUUUCACAGACACGUUCCUAAAAAAUGCUCGAAUAUGUUCUAGGCAUUUCAUAAACGGUGCUCCCGCUGAGUUGGAAGAUAAAGGCAAUCCCGACUGGGUACCUAAUCAAAAUAUGGGUUAUGUUACAAUUAAAACUGUAACUAAAAAAGCAGUAGAGAGACAUGACAGGGCAUUAAAUAGGAGAAAAAGGGUUAAGUUGGAGAUAAAUGCAGAGGAAAGCAAGACAGGAAUCGACCCAGGUAUCAAUCCAGAAAAUGUCAAUACUCCCAGCUGCAGUAACACCCAAAUGGAGAACAUGAAUGAAGAAAUUGCGGCUACAAAAGUUAGUGAAACACAAACUAGUAUUGCAGUGCAAACUGACCUAUUAAUUGACAAUUUGUGUAAACUUUUUGCAGAUCUUAAGUUUUGCAAUAGUCAAAUAUACAAGCUAAAACAAAGGCUUGAAAGCUGUGAUUUAAAUGAAGAUUCAUUUAAAAAUAAUGGCUCUAAAUGUUUAUAUUUUACCGGUCUUAGCUGCAAUAUAUUUUUUACAUUAUAUGAAGAUAUUAAGCCAUUCUUAUCUGUGAAAAAAGCAUUGUCACCUUUCCAACAGUUGCUGCUCACAUUAAUGAAAUUUAGAUUAAAUUUACCCUUUAAGUAUAUGUCAUAUCGAUUGAACAACUGUUUCAGAGACCUUCUUAAGUACUUUAAGUAUCUUAUACUUAAGACUGAAACAUUUUGUUUUGGGGCCAUCUCGAGACCAGUUACUCAGAAAUGUUCCUGCUUGUUUUAAAGAGGCAUUUAAUGACACAGUAGUCAUAAUAAUCGACUGUUUUGAGGUUUUUAUAGAGACUCCAUCUAAUGUAUUAAACGCCUCACAGUGUUGGUCAAAUUAUAAACAUCACCAAACCAUAAAGUUUUUAAUUGGAAUCACUCCCCAAGGUACAAUAGCUUAUAUAUCAAAAGCUUGGGGAGGGAGAACAAGUGAUAAAUAUUUAGCAGAAAUUUCAGAUUUUUUAAAUUUAAUUUCACCAGCGGAUGUCAUUUUGGCAGAUAGGGGAUUUUUAGUAGAAGACUCUGUAAAAAUUUUAGGAGCCAAACUGGCAAUGCCGGCAUUUACUAAAGGAAAAAGUCAGCUUCAUCCAAAAGACCUAGAAAGCACUAGAAAUAUUGCCACUGUGAGAAUACAUGUUGAAAGGAUAAUAGGUUUAUUAAAGAAAAAAUUUAAAAUUUUCCAACAGAGUAUUCCAGUAAGUAUGUUGUCAAAAAAAUCUGCUGUUGAUGAAAUAAUUGUUAUAUGUAGUGCAUUAAUAAAUUUAUGUAACUCUGUAAUACCAAAUAAUUAAUAAGUUCUUAAACCCUCAUCGUACCAUGACCCAUAGGCAAUUGGUAGAUCAGGGACUUUAUUAAACUCCUCCUUUUCGAUUUCUGAAGCAAAAGGUUCAAUGAGGCGGCAAAUUGCUGGAGAUUCGUUUCCUAUUUUCAGUUUCCUUAGAAAAGUUUCUGAUUCUUCCACAGUCAUUGAAAUAUUUCUUUGCCUCAGUAGAUAAGAGGGACCAGCUUCUUUAUGUGACCAACUCAUUUCACUAAGUGUAGUUAUAUCAACAUUUUUUAUUAGUGGUACCCAAACUGCUAGGCGCUCUGUACAUAAAAUUAGAGAUUCAUAGGGUGUGCUCGGUCUCAUGUGCAAAUAAAAAAGAACUGUUGCUAUAUGACUGUGCAGUGCGCACUUGAAACACUUCCAUCUUGCAGCAAAAUUAUCCAAGUCUCAAGGGGCUUUACUCGGAAACGUUGUGAGUGUCUAACCUGUAAUA
Anthonomus grandis grandis is the source of this 2148-nucleotide messenger RNA. RefSeq lists its product as uncharacterized. Bases 195 to 1127 code for a protein of 310 amino acids. The record is from RefSeq and is a predicted model, not a curated record. Lineage: Eukaryota; Metazoa; Arthropoda; Insecta; Coleoptera; Curculionidae. The transcript is spliced from 3 exons.